This is a messenger RNA of Electrophorus electricus (electric eel), 1662 nucleotides long. It is a transcript of the gene exd1, whose product is annotated as exonuclease 3'-5' domain containing 1. Gene Ontology annotation, biological process: nucleobase-containing compound metabolic process; piRNA processing. NCBI's taxonomy places the organism in Eukaryota, Metazoa, Chordata, Actinopteri, Gymnotiformes, Gymnotidae. The record is from RefSeq and is a predicted model, not a curated record. Gene Ontology annotation, cellular component: PET complex. Gene Ontology annotation, molecular function: nucleic acid binding; 3'-5' exonuclease activity.
AUGGCGUCUUUGGACGACUACCAGUUUUUAGAUUCCUUUAAGAGAAAAUGCAUUAAGCUUACCACGAAGAGCUGUGUAUUUGUUGGCGUAGUACAACGCAUUAACCUUAACAAGACAGUAAUUUUAGAGGAUGUGGUUGAAGUUAAAAGUGGUACAAGGCUUCCCGGAUCGAAACUCUUCUUUGGGCACGAAAUCUUCAAUGUGGAAUUUCCCGAAGUUUCUAAACAAGACGCUGCAAGCAACAGUGGAGACCAAAACCCGGGACAGCUCACUGUGACAGAGUUUCAGCCGUAUAGGAACAAGCUAAUGGUUGAUGAUGAAGAUAAGCAGUAUGUAAAUUAUGUGGUUAUAGAUGAGUUUCAUGAGAAGUUUGGUCCUGCAUUAAUGCACAUUCGGAAACAACAAGCAAUUGGAAUUGGAAUUGAUGGAAUUGGUGAAUUUCAGCAUGAAAGACUUUGUUGGCUCCAGAUUGCAACUAAAAACAAGGUCUACCUGUUUGACAUCUUGUUGCUUGGGGGUAGAGCUUUCAAGAAUGGACUGUCCAUGAUUCUUGAAAAUGAUCACAUAUUGAAGGUCACACACGACUGUCGCCGAAUUGCUGGGUGUCUGAUGGCUCAGUUUAGAGUGAAUCUCACCAAUGUGUUUGACACACAGAUUGCUGAUGUUAAGUGGUUCUACAUAGAGACUGGAGGGUUCCUGCCAGACAGGCUCAGCACACUGGAGGAGGUGGUCAGCCUUCAUCUGAAAAUGAAUUUGUCCCACCUUUCCUCUCUCAGCAUCAAAGCCCAGCUUACUAGUGAGGAUAAAGAGGUUUGGUUUGUGCGUCCUUGUCCUGCUCCCCUGCUAAAGAUCAUGGCUCUGUCAGUCAUCCAUCUGCAGCCCCUGCGGCUAGUGCUGCUUGAUGCUCUCAUGUCUGACUACACCACCAUGGUGAACUCCUACCUGCACAGCGGUCAAAAUGAGCCUGUGCAUAUGCAGCACAUUGGCAAGAGUGGACUGGCACUUCCCAUGGAACUCCGAGAGCUGGAAGUGAUUUGGCAGGAGCGGCAAAAGUGGGCUGUAAAACACUAUCCUGUUACAGAGGAUGGCCUCCUGGAGCGCUACAACUGCCACCCUGCUUCAGCAUUAGGCAAGCAGAGUCUGAAGCACCCUGGUCCAGGGGACUCAGCUGUUCCUCAGUGCACCUUUCUGGAAGGAGCCUUGGCCUCUCCAGAGCCACUUGUGGGGCCUCUCAAAACAGUACCUGAGGCAGCACAAGAUACCGAUGAUUUCACAGCAUUGGGGAGUGGAAGGCAGCCAGAUAAAGAGAGUGUCUCCACCAUCACAGCUGUCCCUGGAUUAGGGAGAGGGAUCACACUUCAAGUGCCUGUACUGGCUUCCAGAGAAGGCGUGGUACCCAUGCAGAGCUUUAGAAAGGCCAGGGUAGAGGGAGCAGAUUCUGAUUAUCUGGAGUCAGCCUCACAACCCUUCUCCGUUGUGGGAGGUGUGGCCAAGAGCACGGCAUGUCCACCAACAGUCCUGACCGUAGGGUCCUAUAGGAAACCAUGUUAAAACAAACAGGUCAGGACAGUUAGUUAAAGUGUCAAAUGUUGGUUUAAGCUAUCAAGAUGCAUAGCCUGUGCCAAAGUCCUUAGUUGUUUUGUUUAUAAAUUAUACUUUUGG